Pocillopora verrucosa is the source of this 838-nucleotide messenger RNA. Lineage: Eukaryota; Metazoa; Cnidaria; Anthozoa; Scleractinia; Pocilloporidae. The record is from RefSeq and is a predicted model, not a curated record.
AUGAACGACUGCCAUCUGAAUGCCUCUUGCGUUAAUACUCAGGGCUCAUACAACUGCUCUUGCAAUCCUACCUACAUUGGGAAUGGUUCUAUAUGUGAAGCCGAUCCAUGUUAUAAUUACCGCAACCUAAGUGAAGCUAACAGAAAAAGCAGUUACGUCACACCGUAUGGUUCAGGGUUAUGUGACAACUCACUCCCUGAGGGAUGGUAUCGUUUUGUGGGAGCUGCAGGAACAAAAAUGCCAACAACGCGUGUGCCAGCAUACAGAUGUGGUACAGACUGGUCAGGCUGGUUGGAUGGUGCUCAUCCUACAGUGGAUGAUGAUGAAGUUUUCAGAAAGAUCUGCUUUAGCGAUCGUCCUACAGGUUGCAGAUAUAUAAUCAACAUUUUAGUUAAAAAUUGUGGAUCAUUUUUCGUCUACAUACUUGUUCAGCCUCCUAGUUGUUCUUCUCGCUACUGUGGCACGGACUAAAUCUGAGUCUGAAAACUUCACAAAAUGAUAUACGUCUUAAAGAGAUCCUUGUGAACAAUGUACUUUACGACUUACCGUAGCCCACUCCUUAUCGUAAUCGUUAAUACCAUCGUUAUAUAAGCUGGUGCAUAUUGCCAAUCUUUUUAAGUCGUGACGAACUGUUGCAUGUUAUAUAUAUUAUAAGAGUUCUAAAGAUGGUAGGUAUCAAAUCUCAUUUGAUUAACAGUUAAUAAGAACUGUCAAAGGACCAGGUAGUGUCUUAAUUAGAAAGUAAGUUUCUAGAUCUCAGAUACCGACGUUUCUGAUAUAAGUUGUCAUCUCAUAAAACAUCUGUUUAAAAGCUGGAUUCCUAUACAAUCACUAAAGU